Messenger RNA from Camellia sinensis, 914 nucleotides. Its product is annotated as protein LURP-one-related 10. NCBI's taxonomy places the organism in Eukaryota, Viridiplantae, Streptophyta, Magnoliopsida, Ericales, Theaceae. The record is from RefSeq and is a predicted model, not a curated record.
GUCCUUUUCAAUCAUCAUUCUGUGUGUGUGUGUGAGAGAGAGAGAGAGAGAGAGAGAUCAAUCGGGGAUCGGUCUGGUAUGGCAGAGGCGCAAUCUAGCUACCCCUACCCGCCGAUGGCAAACCCAGUGGCCGUGAUAAGCCCACAAUAUUGCGCACCGUACCCAGUUGAUCUAACCAUCGUGAGGAAGCUCCUGACCAUAACAGAGGGCAACUUCGCAGUCACCGAUGUCAAUGGAAACAUCAUGUUCAAGAUCAAAGGCAAGAUUUUUAGCCUCCGCGACCGCCGAAUCCUCCUCGACUCCGCCGACAACCCCAUCCUCACUCUCCAACAAAAGAUAUUGACUGCACAUAGGAGGUGGCAAGUGUUCAGGGGACAGAGCUCAGACCCCAAAGAUCUGCUUUUCAGUGUUAAGAAGUCGUCACUUAUCCAAUUCAAGACCGAAUUAGAUGUGUUCUUGGCUGCCAAUACUAAAGAAGAAGUUUGUGAUUUCAAGGUUAAGGGAAGUUGGCUUGAGAGAUCAUGUGCCAUACAUCUUGGAAAUACUCCAACCAUCAUUGCCCAGAUGCACAGAAAACACAGUGUUCAAAGCGUUGUUCUUGGAAAAGAUACGUUUGUGGUGACUGUGUAUCCAAACGUGGACUACGCCUUCAUAGUUUCUCUUGUGGUUGUUCUUGAAGAGAUCAAUGAGGACAGAGAAGAUUGAAAUCACCUCAAGUGAAGUACCUCCUGUUUACAUUACUAGAAUCAUUCCUGUUUACAUUACUAGAAUCACUAAAUGUGGUUUACUAAUGUGCCACUCAUUAUGAUGAUUCCUAGAAUUUCUGGAGGGCUUACAUAAAUAAAAGUGACAAUUUUGUGUGUGAACAAGUUUUGAUCCGCACAUACUCAUUGCUCAAAUGCAGUUUAGUUUGA